UUUUUAGUUUAUUUUCCAGCAGGACAGAAGCUCCUUGUUGAGUUUCUUCGUGUUUCUACUGCUUCUCCAGCUGGAAGUUCAACCUGAGGAGGUGUUUCUGGAGACAUCAGGUCUGAAGUCACCUCUUAAAAUCUAUUUUCCUCAUAAAGGAGGAAACUAGUUGGUGUUUCCAGCAGAAAGAGGAGUUCUUAUUGUUGGACAGAAGGUCUUGGUUCUGAACCGUGUUGGACUCUGAUGACUGGACCAGGAUCCAGAUGUUCCAGAUGUUCUGCUAACAGCUGCGCUAUCGCCGGGAGAUAAACCUUAUCAGGUGUGAUGGAGGCAGAGUGUGCGUCGGCCGAGCCGCCUCACCUGCAGGUCAACUGCAACCUGCUGGAGGGGCGCUUCAAACAGCUGCAAGAUGAGCGGGAGGCGGUCCAGAAGAAGACCUUCACUAAGUGGGUGAACUCCCACCUGUCCAGAGUCUCCUGCAGGAUCACUGACCUCUACAUGGACCUGAGGGACGGACGGAUGCUGAUCAAGCUGCUAGAGGUCCUGUCUGGAGAGAGACUGCCGAAGCCCACCAAAGGCCGGAUGAGGAUCCACUGCCUGGAGAACGUGGACAAAGCACUGCAGUUCCUGAAGGAGCAGCGGGUCCACCUGGAGAACAUGGGCUCCCACGACAUCGUAGACGGGAACCACCGCCUGACGCUGGGCCUCAUCUGGACCAUCAUCCUCCGCUUCCAGAUCCAGGACAUCAGUGUGGAGACUGAAGACAACAAGGAGAAGCGAUCAGCCAAAGACGCUCUGCUGCUGUGGUGUCAGAUGAAGACGGCGGGGUAUCCCAACGUCAACAUCCACAACUUCACCACCAGCUGGAGGGACGGCAUGGCCUUCAACGCCCUGAUCCACAAGCACAGGCCAGACCUGAUCGACUUCGACAAGCUGAAGAAGUCCAAUGCUCACUACAACCUGCAGAAUGCCUUCAACCUGGCAGAGCAACACCUGGGCCUCACCAAGCUGCUGGACCCAGAGGAUAUCAGCGUGGACCAUCCUGACGAGAAGUCGGUCAUCACCUACGUGGUCACGUACUACCACUACUUCUCCAAGAUGAAGGCUCUGAAGGUGGAGGGCAAACGCAUCGGAAAGGUUCUAGAUAACGCCAUCGAGACGGAGAAGAUGAUCGAGAAGUACGAGUCUCUGGCGUCCGACCUGCUGGAGUGGAUCGAACAGACCAUCAUCAUCCUCAACAACCGCAAAUUCGCCAACUCUCUGGUGGGAGUCCAACAACAGCUGCAGGCCUUCAACACCUACCGCACCGUGGAGAAGCCUCCGAAGUUCACAGAGAAGGGGAACCUUGAGGUUCUUCUCUUCACCAUCCAGAGUAAGAUGAGAGCCAACAACCAGAAGGUCUACAUGCCCCGUGAAGGGAAGCUCAUCUCCGACAUCAACAAGGCCUGGGAGCGGCUGGAGAAGGCGGAGCAUGAGCGGGAACUCGCUCUGAGGAUGGAGCUGAUUCGUCAGGAGAAACUGGAACAGCUGGCCAGACGCUUUGACCGAAAGGCGGCCAUGAGAGAGACGUGGCUCAGUGAAAACCAGCGGCUGGUGUCUCAGGACAACUUUGGUUUUGACCUUCAAGCCGUCGAGGCAGCAACAAAGAAACACGAAGCGAUCGAGACGGACAUCGCAGCGUACGAGGAGCGAGUCCAAGCUGUGGUUGCUGUGGCGAAGGAGCUGGAGGUGGAGCAUUACCACGACAUUAAACGCAUCGCGGCCAGGAAGGACAACGUGAUCCGACUGUGGGAGUAUCUCCUGGAGCUGCUGAAGGCCCGCAGACAGAGGCUGGAGAUGAACCUCAGCCUGCAGAGAGUCUUCCAGGAGAUGCUCUACAUCAUGGACUGGAUGGACGAGAUGAAGAUGUUGCUGCUGUCUCAGGAUUAUGGGAAGCAUCUUCUGGGUGUGGAGGACCUGCUGCAGAAACAUGCCCUGGUGGAGGCCGACAUCGCCAUCCAGGCCGACCGAGUGAAGGCAGUCAGCACCAAUGCCAACAAGUACUCUGUCAAUGACAGUGGCUACAAGCCUUGCGACCCCCAGGUCAUCCAAGACCGGGUAGCCCACCUGGAGUUCUGCUACCAGGAGCUGACCCAGCUGGCCGCAGAGCGCCAUGCUCGCCUGGAGGAGUCUCGCCGCCUCUGGAAGUUCUUCUGGGAGAUGGCCGAGGAGGAGGGCUGGAUCCGUGAGAAGGAGCAGAUCCUGUCCUCGGAGGAGCACGGUAAGGACCUGACGGGGGCGGUGCGCCUUCUCAGCCAGCAGCGCACCCUGGAGGACGAGAUGAGCGGCCGGGCCGGCCACCUGCAGCACACCAUCGCCGAGGGCCAGGCCAUGGUGCAGGCCGGACACUUCGGUGCCGCCAAGAUCCAGGAGCGCAUCUCCGACCUGCAGGCUCAGUGGGCGGAGCUGGAGCAGCUGGCGGCGGUGAGGAAGAAGAGGCUGGAGGAGGCUCUGGCUCUGCACCAAUUCCAGGCCGACGCAGACGACGUGGACGCCUGGACGCUUGACGCCCUGCGCAUUGUCUCCAGCGGAGAGACCGGACACGACGAGUUUUCCACCCAGGCGCUGGUCAGAAAGCACAAGGAUGCGGCGGCGGAGGUGGCUGGCUACCGGCCGGUCAUUGAUUCACUCCACGAGCAGGCCGCCGCCCUGCCCAAAGAGAAGAUGGAGUCAGAGGAGGUGCGCGGUCGGCUGGCCGGCAUCGAGGAGCGCUACAAGGAGGUGGCGGAGCUGACAAAGCUGAGGAAGCAGGCGCUGCAGGACGCUCUGGCUCUCUACAAAAUGUUCAGCGAAGCCGACGCCUGCGAGGUUUGGAUCGACGAAAAAGAGCAGUGGCUCAACAGCAUGGAGAUCCCCGAGAAACUGGAGGACCUGGAGGUCAUCCAGCACAGGUUUGAGAGUCUGGAGCCGGAGAUGAACAACCAGGCGUCUCGUGUUGCUGUGGUGAACCAGAUCGCCCGGCAGCUGAUGCACAGCGGUCACCCGAGUGGGAAGGACAUAAAAACCCAGCAGGACAAACUGAACAACAGGUGGAGCCAGUUCCGUGACCUGGUGGACCAGAAAAAGGAGUCCCUGAACUCAGCUCUGGGUGUGCAGAACUACCACCUAGACUGCAACGAGACCAAGUCCUGGAUCAAGGAGAAGACCAAAGUCAUCGAGUCCACCCAGGAGCUGGGCAACGACCUCACAGGCGUCAUGGCGCUGCAGCGCAAACUGACCCACAUGGAGCGCGACCUGGCUGCCAUCGAAGACAAGCUGGGUGACCUGCGAGGCGAGGCCCAGCGACUGGCAGGGGAACACCCUGAUCAGGCAAAAGCCAUCACAGGCCGUCUGACUGAGAUCACCGCCGUCUGGGAGGAGAUGAAGAACACCCUGAAGAACCGCGAGGAGUCUCUGGGCGAAGCCAGGAAGCUGCAGCAGUUCCUCCGCGAGCUGGACGACUUCCAGUCCUGGCUAUCUCGCACUCAGACCGCCAUCGCCUCUGAGGACAUGCCCAACACGCUGGCCGAGGCCGAGAAGCUGAUGGCCCAGCACGAAGGCAUCAAGAACGAGAUCCAAAACUAUGAGGAGGAUUACCAGAAGAUGCGGGACAUGGGGGAGAUGGUGACGCAGGGCCAGACCGAUGCUCAGUACAUGUUCCUGAGACAGAGGUUGCAGGCACUCGACACCGGCUGGAACGAACUGCACAAGAUGUGGGAAAACCGGCAGAACUUGCUGUCCCAGUCCCACGCUUACCAGCUGUUCCUCAGAGACACCAAGCAGGCCGAGGCCUUCCUCAACAACCAGGAGUACGUCCUGGCCCACACUGAGAUGCCCACCACUCUGGAGAGUGCCGAGGCCGCCAUCAAGAAGCAGGAAGACUUCAUGACCACCAUGGAUGCCAACGAGGACAAGAUCAACGGCAUGGUGGAGGCCGGCAGGCGGCUGGCCAGCGAUGGAAACAUCAACGCUGAACGCAUCCAGGAGAGAGUGGCCUCCAUUGAUGACAGGCAUAAGAAGAACCGGGAGGCGGCUGUGGAGCUGCUGAUGAGGCUGAAAGACAACAGAGAUCUGCAGAAGUUCCUCCAGGACUGUCAGGAGUUGUCUCUAUGGAUCAAUGAGAAGAUGCUGACAGCUCAGGACAUGACGUACGACGAGGCCAGAAACCUGCACAGCAAGUGGCUGAAGCACCAGGCCUUCAUGGCUGAGCUGCAGUCCAACAAGGAGUGGCUGGACAAGAUCCAGAAGGACGGCAUGCUGCUGGUGUCGGAGAAGCCGGAGACGGAGGCGGUGGUGAAGGAGAAGCUGUCGGCGCUCCACUCCAUGUGGGAGGACCUGGAGUUGACCACGCAGACCAAAGCUCAGUGUCUGUUUGAUGCCAACAAGGCCGAGCUGUUCACUCAGAGCUGCGCCGACCUGGACAAGUGGCUGGGUGGCCUGGAGGGCCAGAUCCAGUCCGACGACUACGGGAAAGACCUGACGUCCGUCAACAUCCUGCUGAAGAAGCAGCAGAUGCUGGAGAACCAGGUGGAGGUGCGUCAGAGGGAGUUGGUGGAGCUGCAGAGCCAGGUGAAGGCUCUGGGUCAGGAGGUGAAGGACACCGACGAGGUGGAUGGUCGGAGGCAGGUGGUGGAGAGCAAGUUCCAAGAGCUGCUGGAGCCGCUAAAACACCGCCGGAACUUUCUGGUGGCGUCCCGAGAAAUUCACCAGUUCAACCGCGACGUCGAGGAUGAAAUCCUGUGGGUUCAGGAGAGGAUGGCCGUGGCCACCUCCACCGACCACGGACACAACCUGCAGACUGUCCAGCUGCUCAUCAAAAAGAACCAGACGCUGCAGAAGGAGAUCCAGGGCCACCAGCCUCGCAUCGAUGACAUCCUGGAGCGCAGCCAGAGCCUCCUGCGGGACAAGUCCUCCAACAGCGACAGCAUCCGGCAGCGCCUGGCUGACCUGCAGCGGCUGUGGAGGCAGCUGAUGCAGGAGGCGGAGCAUCGGCACAGCCGGCUGGAGGAGGCCCACAAAGCCCAGCAGUACUACUUCGACGCCGCUGAGGCCGAGGCCUGGAUGAGCGAGCAGGAGCUCUACAUGAUGUCGGAGGAGAAGGCGAAGGAUGAGCAGAGUGCCGUCACCAUGCUGAAGAAGCACCAGAUUGUGGAGCAGGCGGUGGAGGACUAUGCCGAGACCGUCCACCAGCUGUCCAAGACCAGCAGAGGACUGGUGGCCGACGGACACCCGGAGAGUGAGCGGAUCAGCAUGCGGCAGUCUCAGGUGGACAAACUAUACGCCGGCCUGAAGGACCUGUCAGAGGAGAGGCGGGGCAAACUAGACGAGAGGCUCCGUCUCUUCCAGCUCAACCGAGAGGUCGACGACCUUGAGCAGUGGAUCGCUGAGCGGGAGGUGGUGGCCGGAUCCCAUGAGCUGGGACAGGACUACGAACAUGUCACGAUGCUGCAGGAGCGCUUCCGUGAGUUCGCCCGUGACACCGGGAACAUCGGACAGGAGCGCGUGGACGGCGUCAACCGUCUGGCGGACGAGCUGAUCAACGCCGGCCACGGCGAUGCCGCCACGGUGGCAGAGUGGAAGGACGGUCUGAACGAGGCCUGGGCUGACCUGCUGGAGCUCAUCGACACCCGGACGCAGAUCCUCGCCGCUUCCUUCGAGCUCCACAAGUUCUACCACGACGCCAAGGAGAUCUUGGGGCGCAUUGUGGACAAGCAGAAGAAGCUGCCGGAGGAAGUGGGCCGAGACCAGAACACGGUGGAGACGCUGCAGAGGAUGCACACUACCUUCGAACACGACAUCCAGGCCCUGGGAACACAGGUGAGGCAGCUGCAGGAGGACGCGGUGCGCCUGCAGUCGGCGUACGCCGGAGACAAAGCCGACGACAUCCAGCGCAGGGAGAGCGAAGUGCUGGAGGCCUGGAGGAGCCUGCUGGAGGCCUGCGACGGACGCCGGCUCCGCCUGCUCGACACCGGCGACAAGUUCCGCUUCUUUAGCAUGGUGAGGGACCUGCUGCUGUGGAUGGACGACGUGAUCCGGCUCAUCAAGGCGCAAGAGAAACCCAGAGAUGUCUCUUCAGUGGAGCUGCUGAUGAACAAUCACCAGGGCAUCAAGGCCGAGAUCGAUGCCCGGAACGACAGCUUCACUGCCUGCAUUGAGCUCGGGAAGGCGCUGCUGGCCCGCAAACACUAUGCUUCAGAGGAGAUCAAGGAGAAGCUGCUACAGCUGACCGAUAAGAGGAAGGAGAUGAUCGAUAAGUGGGAGGACCGCUGGGAGUGGCUGCGACUCAUCCUGGAGGUGCACCAGUUCUCGCGGGAUGCAGGUGUGGCUGAGGCGUGGCUGCUGGGCCAGGAGCCUUACCUGUCCAGCAGGGAGGUGGGGCAGAGCGUGGACGAGGUGGAGAAGCUCAUCAAACGACACGAGGCCUUCGAGAAGUCGGCCGCCACCUGGGAGGAGAGAUUCUCUGCUCUGGAGAGGCUGACCACGCUGGAGCUUCUGGAGGUGAGGAGGCAGCAGGAGGAGGAGGAGCGGAUGAGGAAGCCUCCAUCUCCAGAGCCCGUGGUCCAUCAGGAGGAAGUCCAGCAGCAGAGCGCUGUCACUCAGAAUGGACUCCCAUCAGACCAGGACUCUCCUCGGGACGGCGUGGAUGGUGGCGGUUUGGUGAACGGUGUCGCUGAGUGCAGCUCCAAGGAGCCGAGCCCCACCCCCUCACCCACCACCGGCAGGAAGAGUAAGAGCAGCCAAUCAUCGACGCUGCCAGCCAAGAACCAAGAAACGGCAUCGCAACUGGAGACGCUGCUGCACCGCAAACAUGAGUGGGAGGGGCCUAACAAGAAGGCGUCCAACAGGUCGUGGCACAACGUGUACUGUGUCAUCAACAACCAGGAAAUGGGCUUCUACAAGGACAGCAAAGCAGCCAAUCAGGGCGUCCCGUACCACAAUGAGCUGCCAGUCAGCCUGAAGGACGCCGCCUGUGAUGUGGCGUCGGACUACAAGAAGAAGAAACACGUCUUCAAGCUCCGAGUCGCUGAUGGAAACGAGUAUCUGUUCCAAGCCAAAGAUGAAGAGGAGAUGAGCACCUGGAUCCAGGCCAUCCUGAACGCCGCUGACAUCCGGGGCAGUCACCCCGGCACGCCCGCCUCUGGGCGCGCUCAGACGCUGCCGGCCGCCGUUACGCUCACCAGCGAGUCAAGUCCCGGGAAGAGAGAGAAGGACAAAGAGAAGGACAAAGAGAAACGCUUCAGCCUGUUCAGCAAGAAGAAGCAGUAGAACAUCAGUAGAACGUCAGACUGAGCACUUUGGUGAAACGACGCUCUGAAACGUUUUGCUUCUUUGUAAACAUUUCAUCACAGCUGGAACCUUCAGAGCUGGAACCUUCAGAACUGGAACCUGCUUCAGAGCGUCGGUUUUUGCUGCCUUCAGCGUCUCGCAGAUCAAACUUCUGACAGGAAGCUGUCAGAACUCUCUCAGCUGCAACUUCCUGCUUGACAAACAGCCUUCAGUGAGGCUCCAGAAACAUGAAACACAAGUUCAAAAUUAUUUCAAUGAAAAUUAAGUUUUUUGGGGUUUUUUUUGUUUUUUUGUUUUUUUUACCAAAGUGAGGUUUUUAAGAUGAGCAAAAGAAGCACACCAGGUGGUGACAUCAUUCUGAUGUCACUACUGUACAGCCAUUGAGAGAAGCUGACGGCUGAGAAAGUUCAAACGAGGAGCUGAACGCUGUAAAAGUUUCACCAAAAUGCGACAUUGGAUUGUUUUUCGUAUUUUUUCUUAAUGCAGUUAGUUUUUUCCUUAUUUUUGAUGAUUUUUUGUUUUCUCCGUGUGGUUAACGUGUCAUCGUGACAUCAUAGGACGUCGUGGAAAUGUUUCACAUGUCAUUUUAUGGCGUUAAAAUGACACGUGAAACGGUCGAGUUCAGCCUCUAUGACGACAUGCAGAGUGACUUGGCAUGUUGCUACACGUGUUCCGUGGGGUUCGGUCGUGUGACGUUGUGAUGUAAACAUGGUUCGUCGUGGAAACCAGCUGGUUGGUUCUUCGUCAUCGAGUUGGGUUUUCUCUGAUGAUGAAUGCUGUGACAUCACAACAGAACCUGCUCUGACUCGCUGAAUGGUGACAUCGCAGCUCCUCGGUGACAUCAGCGACCACGCUUUUGUUUUGUCGUCGUUUCUUUUUUAUUUCCUGUUUUUCAACCAGCUCUGAUUUGUUUCUUCAGUUCUGUGAGUCUUAAGAGACGACCUGCGUUCUUCUGCCAUUGAGAAAUUGGACCAACAGUGCAUUUAGUUUUAUUAUUAUUUCUACUUUUAUUUUUUUUUUAUUUUUUUUACUUCUGCUGCUCUGCAACCGUCUUGUGUUGGUUGAAAUCAGCCAAUAACCUUUGAGGAGGUGUAUGAUGUAGACACGUCCAGUUGCAUGCUUCCUCAGAGCGUUGCCUGAAAACUCACCCCAAACUAAAACUCCUGUUUUCUAAACCUUUUCUUGGUUUUCUUGGGUACUCAGUGGGAGGUGAAGCUCGCUGUGUACAGACAGGAAGUGGUCCUGCAGAUCGUUGAAGGUCGCUUGCUUGCCGUCGCUCAGAUUUUCUGCUCUUUGAUACUUGUGUUGCUCCGUCACUGUAUAUCUAUUGUACUGAACAUGUAUGGAAGUUAACACCAUCUUACUGCACAAUCAGAACUGCAUCUAUAGGAAUGAAGAAGAAGCUGUCUGAGGCUGAAUAUUUAAACAGAAGUUAGAUCAUAAAAGCUUUCCUCAUGUAUGAACCUGCACCUGUAGACUCUAAAGCUCUCUGUCCGAUCUGUGCAAUGUCAAUAAAGCUUUUAAACUUUA
Messenger RNA from Amphiprion ocellaris (clown anemonefish), 8826 nucleotides. RefSeq names its product spectrin beta chain, non-erythrocytic 1-like. Gene Ontology annotation, cellular component: cell projection; spectrin; plasma membrane. The record is from RefSeq and is a predicted model, not a curated record. Gene Ontology annotation, biological process: actin cytoskeleton organization; protein localization to plasma membrane. NCBI's taxonomy places the organism in Eukaryota, Metazoa, Chordata, Actinopteri, Pomacentridae. Gene Ontology annotation, molecular function: phospholipid binding; structural constituent of cytoskeleton; actin filament binding. The transcript is spliced from 34 exons. The coding region runs from base 316 to 7275 and encodes 2319 amino acids.